This is a messenger RNA of Rattus norvegicus (Norway rat), 4470 nucleotides long. RefSeq names its product leucine rich repeat containing 66 (gene Lrrc66). Gene Ontology annotation, cellular component: membrane. Lineage: Eukaryota; Metazoa; Chordata; Mammalia; Rodentia; Muridae. The record is from RefSeq and is a predicted model, not a curated record.
ACGACUUCAGUUUUUGGUAUUGCGUAAGGGGGAUGCUAUCAUUUACUCCUCGCUGAGGUAGGACACCUUUGCAGUUUUUGUACCUAAAUUUAGAUGCCCUCUGAGAUAUGGGAGAGUCAGUCUUGCAUGAAACAAAAGUUUGGAAGUUACAGGGAGAAUGCCCUUCAUUCUGUGCAUUCAUUUGUGAGAAAACAUAGACAGCAGCAGAUUCCAGAGCCUUAACUCUAGGAGGCGCACGUUGGGGGAGGGGGGAGAUCCUUGCUCUCCUUUUGCUUUGUGUGCUAACAAUGUGGAUAGCAUUAGCAUUCUGUCACCCCUAAUGGUACUGAAUUGUUCCAUCAAUAUUCACUGAGCAUGGGGGGGGGGGGGCAGGCAAAGGCUCAUUGGCGACUGUGAGAAAGGCAGGUUCAGACCCUACGCACAAAGAUGAGACUUGAUGGAUGUGCAUGAUUCAGACCGCAGCAGCGAAUGGCAUCGAUCGGGGAUUAGAGGCAGAUUAGAAAAACCCAUUUUACUGUGAGGUGGACAGACAGAUCCCUAACCCAGACCACAGCUUGCAAUUACCCUACAAGAGUGGCUCAUCAGGGUUAGGGUUAGGGUAGCUACAGUCGGAAGUUUUGAAUGACUACUUUGGGAAUUUGGACUAUAGGCUAUUAAAGAAACAAUUAAACUUUUUGAAGGAGAAAAAUGCAUGUGGAAAAUGGUGUUUGGCUUGGGGUGGGGGAAUGGAUGAUCCCUGGAGUUACCUACCAUGGAGAGGAGGAGUGUGGGUGGUGGGGGGCAGGAAACCCAGCAAAGCUACUCUAGUAUUUCAAACGUGACAGUGAGACCAGGCAGGAACGGGUGAUUGGCGGCUGAGAAAAGUUGUUUGUAUUCUGCUUUUGUCUUCGCAGGGUUUAGCUUAGAGCAAAUCUCACGAGUGAAUCCAUUUCCCCCACCUCUUACAGGUGCUUUGCUUCGAUCAUUCAGUCUUUGCACGGAGUACACACUGCUUUCAAACCCCGCAGUUCCUCCCGCAGACUGAGAGGGGAAAGACUCGAAGUUUCCAUAUUUUAUGACAUCUCUUGGCUUGGGAGCAGAAUGUCCUUUUCAUGCCCCCCCCUUUUUUUUUACUUUGUGCAUACUUGAAAGGUUUUAAAAUCAUGUGAGAAGUACCAAAAGCCAUUAACAUAAAGCAUGUGGCUCUGGUCAGGAAAGGCUCCAGUGUCUGGUCUGUGACUGCACCUUGUGUGCACGCACCCGUGAGGUUCCUGCUUCAGUGCUACUGCAGUCGUUCAUGUCAUAAAGCUCAGGACGGUGGUGCUCUAGAUAAGCAGAGCAGACUUUGCCCAAUGCUGGGGACACUGAGCCGAGGCUUUGUGGGAGGAAGUUGGACUCACCAGAGAGCAGAGCACAGGCUGGAGGAUACUGGGAAAGCAGAGGCAUUAUGAAAGACUUCUACGCCAGAGUUACUGUCAUGGUUACAGGUCUUUGCUUUGUGGGAACAGUGACAAACCCAUCAAGAAAAAGCAGUCUUUCCCUCCAUCAGCAGGAUGGGGAUCUUCUGGCAAACUGGUCUUCUACAAGACACACGUCCCAGAAAACAGACACCGUGGACAGGAACUCCUAUUUCUUUAGAGUUCUCUUCCAGCCGCACACAAAAGAACGGCACACAAACCAUCUGGACCGCACUAAUCAUCGCUUGUCAAAAGUGACCCUCAGCUGUCUCGCGCAUUUGCGUGCUUUGGAGAUGUUAAACCUUGGCGACGAUGUUAUCCACUCCCUCUGCCUGGAUCUGUCCCUGCCUUCUUCCUCACGGCAAAAGCGCCACAGAAGUCGCUUCCGUGGCCGACAUCCCCGGCUAAAGGUGCUGCUACUUCAAAGGAAUCAACUCGGUCCUACUCCUAAAGGACUGUGGAAGCUGAAGCCACUGUGCAGUCUGGAUCUGUCAUUCAACAGGAGAGUCGGCAUUGGGCUGUCUGGUUUUCAUGGCUGCCUGCAGCUGAAGAGCAUCUAUUUAAAGAACAACAAGAUCCUCACGAUUCACCCAGAAGCUUUCAAAGGGCUCAAAAAAUUACAGCAGGUGGUAGACCUCAGAAGCAGUGCACUGACCAUGCUUGUACCAAUUGUGACCAUUGCUCUAGAAUGGCCCAACCUGGAACUUGGCUUGGCUGAUAACCAGUGGCAGUGUAAUGAGAGUGACGCCAACUUCCAAAACAUCGCCUCUGUAUCCUGGGGGGAAAUAUGGAAAGCCGUCUGCAACACGCCUGUGGAGAAUGAGAAACCAUAUGUGGAGGCUUCCCAGAUCAGAAUUUCCAGGGAUAUACACCUUCCUCGCUCUCCUUCCAGUGACUUGCAGAGCCUCAUCCAGAGCAAAGCAGAGAAGCCCCGGGCAGGAAUGGACGUGCACCUUUCCGCUCUGGAGAAGAAGGCACAGGUUGGCUAUGGUGAUCUCAAAGGGAUAUGGCUGCAGUCCCCGAUGGAGCUCAGAGACUCCCAGGGUGGCCCUGUCACUGACAGAAAGGAUGACAAACCCCCAGACCUUGCCCUGGCCGUCUGCCUGUCAGUGUUCAUCACAUUUGUGGUGGCUUUCUGCCUGGGGGCUUUUGCAAGACCCUACAUCGACAGACUACGGCAACAAAGAUGCUUGAACAAAAGGCCUGGCUCAGAGAAUGCCUACUCAAACGAGGGUUUCCAUGACGACGUGGAAGCUGCCCAACAUGUACAGCACCAAGGGACAGAUCUAUGCCAAACUACCCACCACCUAAAUCUUUUUGAGAACCAGGAUCCUUCCUGGGGGACAGAGGCAAUCCCACAUGGUGCUGUCCUAUCAGAACGGAUGCUGGGAAGCAACGGGAUGGACCCCAGUAGUCAGCAGAGCCCAGGACAAUUCGAGGACAGCGGUGAGGCAAGAAGUGGAGAUGGCAACAUGUUUCCAAAUGGCCGUGUAGUCCACCCUGCAGUCCACGGGCUUCCAAGCGCUGACGCUCAGAAGCCGAUUUCACCAGGGCAGCAUCACUAUGACGUUCCUGAAGAAUCACUUUAUGACACAGUGGCCCAGGAAUAUUCUCUCCUUGACAAUGCAAUGGAUAGGUCUUCUGUUGCUGGCUGUCUGGGAACUUUCCCCAACUCUAUCAAUAGUGGUCGGGAUGAAUUGUGCCCUUCACAGCCAAGGGAUGUUGUGGCUUCCUUCUCCAAAACCCUAGCACAUAUGAGCACUCGAGAGGCUGAGGAGAGUGUGGAAAGGGGCUUCCCUGAACCUUUGGGAGCCAUGGGCUCCCAGAUAGAAUCUUCUGAGGAAAGGCAAGUGAGCAAUUCCAUUAGAGAGCUGGCCACACAACAGGCAAGCUUCCAAGAAGUUGAUGUUGAGGAAAGACUUGCCCAUGUCUACAGUGAGGCCCUAUACAAUGACACACCCUCCCACAUGCCAAGACACAGCAGUGGCCAUGAUGUCGCCUCUGCUACUGAGGAGGCUGUGCAGAGAGAUGCUUCCUUUGACCCUCAUGAUGACUUGGUGACCAACUACGAGUCUGAUUCUGACGAGGGCUCUUUGUUUACCCUUAGUUCUGAGGGUUCUCAGGACACAAGGAGCUUGACUGAAGAACAGGCAUUUGUGGAGAGUGGUGGGGACAGCCAGCCCCUCCCGAGCAGGAACUUGGGGGAAUACAAGGACAGUGUGACAUCAGCAGAAAGUGUUGAAGACAUCACGUCACAACAGACUCUAGAGAAGCGUGAAGCGCAAGAAGCUCACCUCGGAAACACUCUCAUUUCUGGUCCAGACUCUUGUGUGCAUGAAACACAUCUGGAAAAUGACUCUAGCCCCCUUGACCCUGAGAAUGUACCAACAUGGACCCAACCCCCAGACCAUAAGCUAGCACACCAUGAGACUCUAGGCACAUUUGUGUAUGGUGACAUAGGGCCCCAGUCUGAGGCAGUAGACUGGCUCUACUCCCUUAGAGACCUGGAAUUCCCAAAUAUAGAUAGUUCACCAUCACCACCAUGUUCUGAUCAAGAUCCCUCAGAUCCUGAGGAGCAUGACACCAAAUAGAAGUAAACAUGGCAGCCUUAUAAGCUGGGGGAUAGAGCGCCAUUGGUAGAGUAUGUGCUCACAAUGCACAAACCCCUGGGCGCAAACCACAGCACUGGAGACAUUGGGCACACUGGCACAUACUGUCAGCCCAGCCUUUGGGAGGCAGAGGCAGGAAACAGGCAUGAGACUGAAACAGCUCUUGCACAGCAGAUGAUGGAAUGUUCUGGCAAAUGUGGGCUCUGUUGCUCCAACAGUCAGCUUGUGAGAGAUGUCAGCCCUACCAAGACCCCGUCUCCCACUCAGAUUCCAGGACCACAUCCUCAACUCCAGUUGCCCAAAUCUGCAUGGUCAUCCUGGAACCUAAAAGCUAUAUUUUUUCUUCACGAAUAUGUGCUCCAAAAUUCACUAUUUUAGUCAACAGUAUCACAGUGUCCACCCAGUAAACCCAUUUACAGAUUUUA